Messenger RNA from Styela clava, 2398 nucleotides. RefSeq lists its product as uncharacterized. The record is from RefSeq and is a predicted model, not a curated record. NCBI's taxonomy places the organism in Eukaryota, Metazoa, Chordata, Ascidiacea, Stolidobranchia, Styelidae. Gene Ontology annotation, cellular component: membrane.
UUCGUUAAACUUAAUCAGACACAGACAAGACGUAGCUGCUCGGUUUAAUUUACAGUAUGGAAGAUGUACCGCACAAUUCAUCAUCAACUACGUUAUGCCCCAGCAAAAUAAAUUCAGUCGAGAUAUUAUGGAUAUCGGGAUUCGCGAACUCUAUAACAAUUCUUAUAAAUCUAUCAUUUAUUCUGGUGUUGUCAAGACGUCGACAAACACUAAACUUUGAAAAUCUUCAUGCUGUGAACUUGCUGCUGUCAACGAUGGUGUUAAGUUCGGUCGCAUUAUUCGAUUUUGCGAUGAUUGCCGAUUUUGAUUCUACACACUUGGAAACAAGCUACGCAGACUUUCACAUGCUGCAUCUUCAACUCCUUGGAUUUAUAAGGGCCCUUCGUCUUUCUUUGAUUUUAACAAUUGGGCUCAGUUUAUUGACAUUAGUUUAUGGACAAAGGCGACAUUUUCGAGUUGAUGAAAAAAUUGGAAAAUUGGUGUCCAAACAAUAUUCCUUCCGUCAACGGCCAGCUAAUACGAAAAUGGCAAUGAAGAAAUUCUACAAGCGAGAAAAAUUCAAAGCAAUUUUAGCUGUGGUACUUUGCUGGCUUCUUCCACUGUGUUUAGCUAUUCCAGUGCCUGCUGGUUGGAAUUGUAUUUCAAAACAUCCCUGCUUCUCCGGAUAUUUUAGUCUUGCGCAUGAUUUAUAUACAUCUUUAUCAGAUGAUUUCGAAUUUGUUUGCUCAUUUUUCUGGCCACCUUUAACCACAAAUUUUGUUAUUACAAUUACAACAUGUUGGAUCGUCAACAAUAUAAUCACGUUUUCGGCCCUUAUUUUCCUCGUUAAAUCUCACUUUGACAACACGGAAACGAAACAGAAUACUGCUUGGAAGUUCAAGUCACUUAAAUCUUCUAUUAGAGGAAUUAUUAUCAUCUGUGUAUCUACUUUCCUCACAAAUUCUCCAUUUGUUCUUAUAUUAUUUUACAACGCUGUUGCACAACUCGAGAUUUACGAAACCGCUGUUCAAGUCGCGGUCCUUUUUUCAUAUAUUCACAUGCCGUUCAUUCCUUUUAUACUAUUGGGUUAUCUACCUGGCGUCAGAAGUUCUAUGUUAAACGCACUCACAAAAUGUUCUUGCAUGUGGAAAACAACUUUGGCUAGGAAGACUGACGAGCAAAGCCAAAUUCAUAGUCCGGAUAUGGAAGACAUACCCUUGACAGAAUACUGGCAUUUGAUGACGCUCGGAUCAACCCAUGUAGGACCAAGUCCAAGUACCCCUGAGGAAGAAAGAUUAAACAAAGAAUUUCUGCAGCAAUUGUCAAUGAAACCAAAAUAGAAAACCAGGGAUCAAACAAACAUUAAAAGUGCCGAGUAAAAACUGAGCCUGGAAUUAUUCUAGCAAUUGCUCGAAUAUAUUUCACACGGAAUUUAAUUAAAUUCUAACUUUUCAUUUUGGAAGGAAAUUAAUUAUACAUAUAUAACAAUACAAUUUGAUUACAUUUUUAUAGCCAAUAAAUGGAUACUAACAAAGCCAAAUAUUGUGCUUUGAUAAUGCAAGCAACGGCGUAUAUUCGAUGUGAUAAUUGCAUGGCCCAUACUUGUAGGAAUAAUUUCAUCGAUCAUCGCAUGGAAGAAUAGCCAGUUUAAUUUAGCAAUUCGCAACAAAAGAAACCCCUUCUUUGUCUCGGUUUAAUGGUUUGCCAAUAGGCAAUUUGUACGAGAUAAUAGAAUCCUAUUGUUAUUCAUUUUCAGUCGGUAUAAAACCAACAAUAGCCGGCAGUCCGUUGACAGUAGUUCUGUUACACAGUCGUGUAUUCUCAGGGAAGUUUGAGUAAACAACGGAGUAUAUGGAAUAGUUGAAAAUAAAUAGCCGUGAAUGCUUGUUAAAAAAACAUAACUCGUAUAACUUACAACGUAUGUUUUUUCUGAGUAUAGAUAAUUAAUUCUCAGUGCCGUUUCCGAUACAAAUAUUGUAGUUAACUCAAGCAGAAUACUGGUCGAACUCAAACCUGAGUUUAGUCCUGCAACCUAGUCACGCUCAUAAUAUGCUAUAGCUAUUUGGCGAUAGACAAUGUGGAUUGGCAGAUAUAUAUAGCUCAUCGUAGAUUUCAUUUUGUUAUUGUGCUUUGACGUCACCAAAGUAAAUACCUCGACUUAAGAAGAAAAUAGUUUUCUAUUAUUAUAUAAGUAACUAAUUCAACAAAACCCAAUUCAGAAAAUAACCACUUAAUAUUUCUUGAUAUAUCUAAAAUAUAUCCGUUUCAGAACGUGAAAAUUUAAAUAAUUAUUCAAAGCGGAGAGGCCAUCGACAAACACAUCAGUUCGUGAUUCCGUAGAUUAAAUAUCGAUUUUGUAAGGUUUAUGUUUAUAUUACACUUGAGUUUUAUAGAAAUGUCAAGUGUUUCAUUGACUGUA